Molecule: messenger RNA, 2304 nt
Organism: Penicillium arizonense
Lineage: Eukaryota; Fungi; Ascomycota; Eurotiomycetes; Eurotiales; Aspergillaceae
Exons: 2
Coding region: 1-2304 (767 amino acids)
Source: RefSeq, a predicted model, not a curated record
AUGCCCCUCUUUCGAGAUCCGGAUCGGCGGCGCCAUUAUCUAUGGUCACCGGACCGUAGUGGACGGGAACAACCAACUACAGGGUCCUCUCAGUCCCUCAAUGAUCUUCGCCACCAAGAUUGCACAGAACCUGUCCCUGACUAUACAGAGGCUUCGUUGCAGUCAACGGAAUCGGACAUGUCAGGACCGUGGGCCAAUGAUCGGGAGGAGCUCAUACAUCGUAUCAAGGAAUCUUCGCCUUGGAGACUUCAACCCUCGUCCACGGACAGGGAAGAUGAUGACGUCUUCAUGCCCCGCAGGUCACAGGAACAGCAUCAAACUGUAUUCGGGCAACAUCAAGAGCCUUCCAUCGGAAAUCAACAUCGCAUAGAUGAGACGGAGGAACUGGGAUCGCCGGCCGAUAUCCAGCGACCUCGGUCAGCGUUACACUCAGGCGACUUCAGGGAAGGUGCCACAGAUCACCAUGAUCCACCAACGCCCCGACCUCUAUUUAAGGAGCGAGACACAGCUUCUCCUUUUGCUCACUUGAGUUCUUCUCCUACGACUCCUUGGUUUGAAGCUCCGGCAUUUUCGUCCUUGCGAACCCCAAACACAUCAAAUCUGCAAUCCAAUCCGUUCGCCGGGAACACCCGUGCUCGGGCACCUUCGCUGGGUUCGUUCUCGUCAAGUUAUGUCCUCAAGGCUCCAACAAGUCCGCUGGUGUAUCAAGCAAAUAACACGGACCUGGACUUUUCGCCUCGCAUCGAGCCCGUGGGUGUUUCGGAGCCUUCAGAGAAAGCGAACCGUCGCCGGACUUUACCGCCAGAGACUUUCGGAAAUCUUCAACUUUCCCUGCCAAGCCAACAUGCCAUGAACAUUGGCAGUCCAUCCCCGCCCGGGAGGCAGAGGGAUUUGUUCGCCAAUCAAAACUCUCAUCCUCGCCGUUCAUUGACUUCAGCCUAUAGCCUUCAACUUGCACCGUCACCUGCGGGUCAAGUCCUGCCAUCUCAUUUUAGAAGGCCAUCUCUGAGCGGCGACAACUCGUCUAAACCGCAUGCUCCAAUGGUAGGGUCUUACGAGGAGUCGAUCUUGCGGGGACGGAUGUCCAUGAAUCCUUCCAAGCCGCUGGAUUUCACGGCUCAGAUCGGUGUACUGGGGAAAGGCAAAUGCAAAGGUCAUCUCAAGUGCCCGCCACACGUUACGGUGCCUUUCCCAGUUGUCUUUUACAGCUACCCGACUUCAGGCAGCGGACGGUCUAUCUCAGAUGACAACCCAAGUCCAUAUGUAGGACAAAUUGACCUUGAGAACUCACUUCCUAAAGAGAAUGAAAAUCCAACUAGACGUCGCAGGCGGCACACAAGUCCAGCAGGGCACCGGGAAGGCAUGCCUGCUACAGACGGAGCAAACACUUCCCGAAUAUCCGAAGCAGACAGCCGUCGCCGCAGAGAAAAGAAGAGCCGCAGGUCCGAAUCACCUAAAUGCCCUCCGGGAGGGUCCUAUCGAAUACCGCAGCAAGGCCAGCUACAGAUUAUAAUCAAGAACCCUCACAAAACAGCGGUUAAGCUGUUCUUAGUUCCAUAUGAUCUCAGUGAUAUGGAGCCUGGUACAAAGACCUUCAUUCGGCAACGCAGUUAUUCGGCUGGUCCGAUCAUCGACAUGCCGCUCAGUGCACGAAAGAACUUUGGGACCGAUCGUCCGGAAGCUUCUUUGAAUGCCACGGAAGAUCCGCAAGAUAAACCGACUUUGCGAUACUUGAUUCAUCUAAAUAUUUGCUGCCCCGCACGUGGACGCUUUUACCUGCAUUCGAGCAUCCGGGUGGUAUUUGCCAAUCGUGUCCCUGAUGGCAAAGAGAGGCUGAGGAAUGAAAUUCAAAAUCCUGAGCCUCGCUAUAGCCCAUACAAACCCUCUCGAGAUUCUUCGCAAGCGACGAGCACAAAUGCUCGAGGGGCGAUUGAGAAAGCAUAUCGCAGGCGGAGUGUCGGCCAGGGAACAAUCCAUUCUCUUCGUCCUCAUCUGUCGUCACCAGGUGGCCUUCCCUCGCAGCUGGAAGUUCCAACACCUACGGAUCUUGACGGUUCCUCCCACCUUAGCCCGCGCUCGCAAACUACUUCUCUGUAUCACAAGCUCACCAAAGAUGAGGUGGGAUAUGGGGGCCACCCUUUCAUCCCAAGUCAGACUGGCCCGGAAGUUGGGGAGAGCUUGCUUGCCAAAAGACUUCGAGGCCUCGACGUCCAUCGAACCGAAUCAUCCCCAGUAGAUGAGCGUCAUCCGCGCACACUGGACUUCCGCAAUCAAUUCCACCCCUCUCAUAACCAUCAUCAUUGA